CGCCGUGCGUGUUACGGUGUCAAGUGACAAAGAAGUCAUAAAGUCUGUGUUCACCGACGCCAUGGCCAAGAGCGGUUGGUUCAGGAUGCUGAUAUGGACACAUAGUUCAUGAUAGUUAUAUGUAAAACAUACCCCUAAUGUACCGUACCAGUAUUGGUUCAUUUAAACAAGAAUGACUAUAUCAAUAUUUUUAAUUUGAGGAAUAUGAGUGAAGUAACAAUAGAAUAGAUAAUUAAAAUUGGAACAACAAUAUAUCUAGAUAAAAUGUCAAAUGCAUUACCAAGCAUUGGCCUUGAUGAGCUAUUCAAGGCUGAUGCUUCCAGCUCAUCCACAAUUGAAUCAAAAUCUAGAAGCCAUUUAAUUGGCCUCAUUCUAGCUGGUGUAACAGGGGGUGCAGCCAUUGUGCUGUCUGUUGUUGCUGCUCCUUUUGUGGCUCCUGCAUUGAGGAAGGUUUGCCUCCCAUACGUACCUGCAUCAGCAGCUCAGGUAGAAAAUGUCAUUGCUGCGCUCAGAUUGACGUCGGCACGCUCCGUGGUAGAUCUCGGGAGUGGAGAUGGUAGGCUGGUGUUGGCUGCAUGCAAAGAGCUUGGCGUGAGAGGCACUGGGGUUGAGCUGAACCCUUGGCUGGUCCUGUACUCUCGGUACAGAGCCUGGCGGGAUGGGGUCAGCCAUUGUGCUUCCUUCACUACCACGGACCUGUGGAAGCUUGACCUCAGGCCUUAUGAUUGUGUUCUCAUUUUUGGAGUUCAGCAAAUGAUGUCGCAGCUGGAGCACAAACUGGACGCCGAGCUCGGCAGGGACAGCGCUGUGGUUGCCUGCAGGUUUCCUCUGCCACAGCGCAAGCCAUACCGCACCAUCGGCUCUGGCAUCGACACAGUCUGGCUCUACACCAACGCUUUGCCGCGCCAUGACUUCGCUGACUAUCCCUUCCAUAAGUUCUCAGGUGUCAGCCAGCAUGCUGAUGUCAGGGCUGCUGAUAACUUCUACUAAGAGCUUGCUUAGUAUGGUCAGGGUAUGUAUAUAGACCUGAUGAUCUCAUUGCUGAUGCAAAUUUUGAUGUCAGCGUUGCUGAUAACCUGUAAUAAAGCUCGCUUACUAAGGGGAGGGUAUGUAUAAUAACUGAUGUCAUUGCUGAUGCAAGUUCUCAUGUGUCAGUCAGCAGGCUGAUGUCAGGAGGGCUGCUGAUACUUUCCACUAAAUGUUGGCUUAUUAACGCGAAGCUAUGUAUAGUACAUCGUGAUGUCGUUGCUGACAUGUCCGGCUGAAUCGAAUGCUGGCAUUGCCGUACCUUCUCGUUUAGGAAUUGAACAAGAAUUUAUGUACAUAAUAUUUUCUUAGGUGUUACACUAAAUAUUCUUUUGCUCUUGCAAUUUUUUUCGUGAACUUUAACUUGAAAUCCGGUAGAAAUAUUAUAUUUUUUCGAUUUAAUCAACUUAUUAUCGUCAUUAAAGAGCACAGCUACGCUUGACACUAAUAAUAAUAAAUAUUGAUAAUAUAUAAUACUUUUUGAAGUAAGUCAUAUCGGCACUGCCAAUAAGGAGCUUAGCUCUUCCAAAAUACCUCCGAGAAAGAAGCAUAAAUUGAAUUUAUGAAGUUACGUGAGUUGCGUGUUAGAGUGAGCCAUGUGAGGAAAGCUCCUUCUGACUCAUUAAUUAACAAAUUUUUGUUUAUUCAAAUAAUCGUUUUACCAGCACCUGAAAUAGAGUUAUGUUCUAAGAGAAUUGACCCAAGCUCUGUAUUUGGUAUGAAUUAUCUUUAUUAAGCUAGACUUUGGUUGAUCAAUCAGACGAUUACUUCUUAGGUUGAGUAGGUCACUCGACUGUAAGUUCUAGUUUUACUUGGAACUUGGAAUGGCUAAUAAUCGUGGCAUUCAAUUCCUGUUUUGUACCAUCAUGUAUGAUGAACUCUUAACUUAAGUACGACUGUACAUUUGUUGCAACCUGAUAACCCUACCUGAUUUCUUCUUGACUUUUACUGAUUUGCUUAAUUCGUUUAGCUAAGAACUGAAGAAUUCAGCGUGAUUUCUUUGUAUUUAUAUUACAAAGCAACGGGGACUUUUGACUGCUGGCAUAUGUUAGCUUGGUAAGCGAGCUGAGUAUGUGGGUGGAGCUGAGUGUGUAGGUAGGUAUGUUUUUUUAUGAAUCUCGUUCUAGAAAAAUACAUUGAACAGGACAGUUGUUACACUCGAAAAAAUGAACGCGUCGCAUUGUCGAAAUGGUGACGCACUUUCUUACCCACAGCACGACCAGAGUGCGAACGUAGCACUGAUACGUCUUUGUGCCGGGCUGAACUGGAUCAGGGUUACGCAGACGAAGGCAAAAAGUGCGUCAGUAUUUGGACAAAGUUUUACUCGUUCUUUGAGUGUUUGUUACAAUAGCUAUUGUUAAAUUGCACUUCUCUGACAUUUAAUUGUAUAUUGACGCUUAUGAUAAUUGAAACUAUUGCCCGAUGUAACAAUUUUUAAUUGAUUAAUAAAAAUGAAGUCAAU
This is a messenger RNA of Hyalella azteca, 2488 nucleotides long. Its product is annotated as ATP synthase subunit C lysine N-methyltransferase. The record is from RefSeq and is a predicted model, not a curated record. The transcript has 5 exons. Bases 265 to 990 code for a protein of 241 amino acids. Lineage: Eukaryota; Metazoa; Arthropoda; Malacostraca; Amphipoda; Hyalellidae. Gene Ontology annotation, molecular function: protein-lysine N-methyltransferase activity. Gene Ontology annotation, biological process: positive regulation of proton-transporting ATP synthase activity, rotational mechanism; peptidyl-lysine trimethylation; regulation of mitochondrial ATP synthesis coupled proton transport. Gene Ontology annotation, cellular component: mitochondrion.